AUGCGGAUAUCAAUCCGAGAACAGCUCGGUCUGCUGGUCCUUUUCUGCGCUUUAACCUCACUUGCCGUUCUGGCCAUCUCUGUGUGGUUUCAAAACUAUGCCUUCAUCACCGACAUAAGACUGUCAAGCCUGGCAUUAACCGCCUCGCUCAAAGCUGCUCAGUUGUCCAGCACCCUACUUUUAUAUCAAACACAAGUCCGCUUGGUCAGCACGCGUCUUUUGGUCCAAAGCGCUCUAGAGAGGUACUACGCAGGCAACACAACCACGCAAAACUGGUCACGCUCGCAGUCGGACCUCGAAGGUGCUUUGGCCGGUGGUUCACUCCUGGUUCAAGCCGCCAUCUUCCCCAAUGUCAACGGCAAUGCAACUGCGGUAGAUGGUUUGCUGAACGUCACAGCCGUCGACCUGCUUGGAACCAUCAAACUCCCGUACGCCAGUCCUAAUGGCAGUGAUGUCUAUCUAGGCGACCCAGGCUUCGGCUAUCCGCCCACACUCUUUCCGAACUUGACUUACGACGCUAUUACCCCCGGUACCAAUGCUUCCACCGUCUCCUAUGAAGGCCAUGUCCUCGACCAAAACAAUCCUCUUUUCCUCGGCCCUUUGAUCGUCAAUGAUGAUUUGUUCCUCCUCUCCGUCACCGUCGCUCUGAUCAAUAACACUUCUGCAUCCGAUGUUCUGGGCUGGCUGACUGUGGUUGUUAAUGCGUCUAUGAUCUUAGUAGUGCAAAACUCCGCCGAGGGCUUGGGCAAUUCUGGUGAAACUCUCCUCAUCGGCCCAGCAAGGGCAAAUAAUCUUUAUCCCGUCGACAUCCGUAAUUCCACAAAGGCAGAGGCGGGCGAUCAGAUCGUCCAAUUUGUCGUGCCUCCACACAAUAACUCCACCCUCCAGGGCCGCCAUGAGACCAGAAGCUCCCCAGAGACCGCUUCAACCCCCUUCAAUGCCUCUGCCUAUCCGGCUGUCGUCGCCGCAUGGACCAAAGAUAACAAGGCCAUCAAUAAUGCCGGCGCUUAUAUCACCACCACCAAUGAAGAGGGCAACAAGGUAUCGGUUGGCUAUGCCACCGUCUCUUCCCGAGCGGUUGACUGGGUUUUGGUUGUGGAGCAAGCCCGUUCUGAAGUCGUCGCUCCCAUCCAACACUUGCGAGACGUUGUCCUCAUAUGUGUUUUUUCAGUCACUGGAGCUUUGCUCUUGAUCAUGUUCCCUAUGGCUCAUUAUUCCAUCACUCCCAUUCGCCAAUUGGCUGCCGCCACCGCCAGGACCGUCGAGCCUUAUCAACCUGAUGACAACAGCGAGUACUCGAGUUCGACAAACGCUGCAGCCAUCACGGAAGACCCCAGUAGUCAACCUCAAGAUGAGAAGCCAAAGAAGCGGGGGUUCCUAGCCAGCCUGCGUGGGUUCACUCACCGGACGCCGUUAAGUCGCACGCCAACUCCACGCCAGCACCGAAGGAGGACUUUCAGGAUCCCCAGAAAGGUUCCUGAACGCAGUCAUUGGAUCACGGAUGAAUUGACCGAACUCACCCGAACAUUUAACGAAAUGUCGGACGAAUUAGCCAUGCAUUAUGAACGCUUAGAAGAGAGGGUUAAACAGCGCACUGCUGAGCUGGAGAGGAGCAAAAAAGCUGCCGAAGUCGCAAAUGAGAGCAAAACACUUUUCAUCGCCAAUAUUUCGCAUGAAUUAAAAACUCCCCUCAAUGGGAUCCUCGGAUUGACCACUGUGUGUAUGACCGAAGACGAUCCUAGCAAAAUACGGUCUACCCUCAGUACCAUCUACAAGUCCGGUGAUCUUCUCCUGCACCUGCUCACCGACCUCCUCACUUUUAGCAAGAAUGAGGUCGGACAACAACUAUCGAUCGAUGAGACCGAGUUUCGAUUGAGCGAUUUGAGUACGCAAUUAAUCCCCACGUUCGAAAAGCAGGCUAAAGAAGGACGCAUCGACCUCAAAGUUUUGUUCCUUGGAACCAAUGAUGCCUUUGGGGAUGGGUCGGAUCUCUCUGCAGAUAAGCUAUACGGCCCAGAAGGCACUGGUCGAGUCCGAGACAUGUGUUUAUGGGGGGAUAAAAACCGUAUCCUUCAAGUUCUGAUGAACUUUGUGAGCAACAGUCUGAAGUUCACACCUGCACAGGGGUCUGUGACCGUCCGUGUCCGUUGCACUGGCAUUAUGGAGUCUUUCCCGAGCCGAGCAGGCAGCGCACGCAAGUCUUCCCUCAAUUCAAGGGCAUCAAAGUCUUCAAGCAACAAGAGAGUGCGCAUAUCCCAGGAUAGAUCACACCUCCACGCCGCCUCAAAUGCGAAUGAAGAUUCAAAGCUUAGCAUUAACGUUGCGGGUGGCACUACCCAUAUUUCCAAAAUUGCUGAGCGGCAGCGGUCCAUGUCACCACCACCUCUCAACACGAAAGAUCUUGGUUUUGAAUUCGAGGUCGAAGACACAGGUCCUGGCAUUCCUCCAGAACAACAAAAGAUGAUCUUCGAGCCUUUCGUUCAAGGAGAUCUCGGCCUGAGCAAAAAAUACGGCGGUACUGGACUUGGACUAAGUAUCUGUGCUCAACUAGCAGCCCUCAUGGGCGGUGACAUAUCUCUUGACAGCACCGUGGGAGUGGGGAGCAAGUUCACCAUGCGGCUACCGCUUCGCUAUGUCUCGGAACGCAGUGCCUCCCUCGCUUCCUCAACACGCAAUUCACAUUCUAAAGCAAGCAGCUUAGUUGGCCAAACACUUCAUGACCCCUCCGAGCAUCCACAGCACAAUCAUGCCGGGUCGACCACUUCACUUACAUCAACAAGGGACGAUGUAAAUGGAACACCCAAACUCGCGGACGUGCCACGAAUAGUUGGGUUCACUCAGCCAUAUGUAGCCAAAGAGCCAAAGAUGUCAUCCGGAGCCAAACUGGAUCAGAUGAAAAAGGUGGAAAGUGAAGCAGCCCAAAGAGGCAGGAAAGUCCGAGUGCUCGUAGCAGAAGACAACAAAGUCAAUCAGGAGGUAGUUCUCCGAAUGUUGCGUCUCGAAGACGUUUAUGAUGUCACGAUUGCCAAAGACGGGCAAGAGGCGUUCGAUAAAGUACGUGAGUCCAUGUCAAGCGGUGAACGCUUUGAUUUGGUAUUCAUGGAUGUUCAAAUGCCCAACCUGGAUGGGAUUCAGUCCACCAAGCUCAUUCGCGGGAUGGGCUUCUCCGCGCCAAUUGUGGCGCUUACUGCCUUUGCAGAGAAAUCCAAUGAAGAUGAAUGUAUGGCCUCCGGAAUGGAUUACUUCCUGGCCAAACCGAUCAAAAGACCGGCACUUAAGCAGGUGCUGAAAAAGUACUGUGCUACCAUCCCCGAGGAGGAAUAUGAGGGUAGCUCGAGCGCUGUCCCCAGACUCGACGGUCAUGCGCCGUCAGAAGAAAUGAAUGGGCACACGACCUCUCGAGCGUCUUCUGGUGUGGCUCAACCAGACGCACAAAAGGACUCACGUGUUGAGGUGAUUGACUCUAACGAUGUCUCACCAUUAUCUUAA
Molecule: messenger RNA, 3489 nt
Organism: Exophiala aquamarina CBS 119918
Lineage: Eukaryota; Fungi; Ascomycota; Eurotiomycetes; Chaetothyriales; Herpotrichiellaceae
Exons: 5
Coding region: 1-3489 (1162 amino acids)
Biological process (GO): phosphorelay signal transduction system; protein autophosphorylation
Cellular component (GO): membrane
Molecular function (GO): histidine phosphotransfer kinase activity; phosphorelay sensor kinase activity
Source: RefSeq, a predicted model, not a curated record